GAACACCAUCUUCUCGAAACAAUAGCCGACACGUGUCCCUUUCUCCCAUACUCAAAACCCUCGUCCCCCAAAUCCAUUUACAGUCGCCACUCGCCACUUUGUUUCCACCUUUUUCUUCUGUUAUUCACUAUUUUUAAUAUCGUUGAAUUCCUUCGCCUCAUCCUAUUUAUAGCUGUUGCAUAUCCCCUAAUCCGAAAUGGAAAAUAUCUCGAUAUGAUCGCCUCCGAGUUUUUGGUGUGGAAAUGCUGGAUCUUUUCGACCUCACUCAUUUUCGUUCUUUAAUCUGUUUGCGCAAGCGGAAAAAAUAUUCUUAUGUUUUGAUUUAGAACCGUUAGGGUUUUGGUUUUCAGCUAGUUUGAGCUGUGUUUGUGUGCGAUCCGAUUUUAGGACUAGUGUUUCUAGAUACUUUCGCAAUUUUUAAUUUCUUUUUCCUUUUUUUAGUAUACGGCCAGCUGAAUUUGGGGAUUUUGCUACACAUAGAGCUGAAAAAAGAGUUUUAUCUUAUUUAGGAGGAAAAAGUUGUUAAUUGUUUAUAGAAAUUAAAAGUGGCGAAGAUGAGUUUGAACACCGCAGAGGAUGACUCCGCAACUGAAAUCCAUCUGCCUGCUGAUAUAGAUUGGGAGAUGCUUGAUAAAUCCAAGUUUUUCUUCCUCGGCGCUGCUCUGUUUUCAGGUGUUUCAGGCACUCUUUACCCAAUUGUUGUGCUGAAAACGCGGCAGCAGGUGAUGUUGAACGACUGCCCUUGCUUCAAAAUGGCGGCCUCCAUCUUUAGAAACGAGGGGUGGAGGGGUUUCUACCGCGGUUUUGGGACUUCCCUUAUGGGAACUAUACCGGCCCGUGCCCUCUACGUGGGUGCUCUUGAGGUUACCAAGAGUAGCGUAGGCAAUGUUGCUAGUCUCCAGCUAGGUUUAUCCGAGGCCUCAGCUUCUGCCAUAGCUAAUGCCGCUGCUGGACUGAGUGCUUCCAUGGCUGCUCAGUUGGUUUGGACGCCAAUUGAUGUGGUGAGCCAGAGGCUAAUGGUGCAAGGAGGUGUGGGGGAUGGGAGUUCUUGCGCGGUUGGGUUGAAGAAAUAUAAUGGUGGGAUAGACGCGUUUAGGAAGAUUGUGCUCAUGGAUGGGGUGAGAGGGUUGUAUAGAGGGUUUGGGAUAUCUAUACUGACUUAUGCUCCUUCUAAUGCUGUGUGGUGGGCUUCUUACUCGAUGGCGCAUAGAGGGAUUUGGGGCUGCAUUGGAUGCUACUUCUGCAAGAAGAGUGAGAAUGGGAAUGGUUAUAGGCCGGAUGGAAAGUCUGUGAUGGCAGUUCAGGCAGUGAGUGCUGCAAUGGCUAGUGGAGCAUCUGCGCUCGUGACAAUGCCUCUCGACACCAUUAAGACGAGGCUGCAGGUUUUGGAUGGAGGCAGGGGUGGGGGUAGGACUCCCACAGUUGUGCAAACCGUGAGGAGCUUGGUGAAGGAGGGUGGGUUGGGUGCUUGCUACCGAGGGCUGGGGCCGAGAUGGGCUUCAAUGUCGAUGUCUGCAACGACCAUGAUCACCACCUAUGAGUUUCUCAAGCGGCUCUCGACUAAGAAUCAAGAGAGCUUUGCUUUGUGAUUUGAGUUGGAAGUAGAGCAGAUGAAGAAUCCAAGGGUUGAAGGAUGUAUUUUUCUCUACUGUCAGGCUCCUUUUGUCUUAGUUUUAUAUAACCUGGCCUAUUAUCAUACCAUGUAAAUCUUGUAUAGAUGUAGAAAUGCAAGUUUCAACCUUUUCUCACUCGCAUAAUGUUGUUGUCUAGACAGUUGAAGUUUCUUGGUCCGAAGUUAUGGAUCUCCAUGAAAACUAUCUUGAGCUCAUAGUUCUUGUUAAUGAUGUUGCUUUUUGUAUUUUGGGAUAUGAAAAUCUUGAUUGGACACUGAUAA
This is a messenger RNA of Salvia splendens (bonfire salvia), 1894 nucleotides long. Its product is annotated as solute carrier family 25 member 44. Bases 555 to 1589 code for a protein of 344 amino acids. The record is from RefSeq and is a predicted model, not a curated record. The transcript has a single exon. Gene Ontology annotation, biological process: transmembrane transport. NCBI's taxonomy places the organism in Eukaryota, Viridiplantae, Streptophyta, Magnoliopsida, Lamiales, Lamiaceae.